AGUGACGACAAAUUAGAUGGAAUUAAAUGGAACAGGUUCAGAUAUAAUAGAUAAAACAAACUUUUCAUAUGGACUUAUUUCUAUGCAAUGUAACCUAUGCAUCAGUAAUAUUGCUUCAGAAUAACAUAAGAAACUAGCCGACGUUAUCGGCGGCUAUUGGAUUCCCAGUACUCCAUGUACUAUGCACAGGAUUUAUAUCCAUGACAAGUUUUUUUUCCGACCAAGCAUUUUGGACCCAACGCAUCGAUAACUUCAGUAUUGAACAUAAUAUGCAACGAUAUGCCAGUGCUGUUAUAUGUGGUCUCAAUUCGUAUACCUGACCGGUGUUGAUGUAGGGGGUUCGUCUUUGUGACAAAUGGCAUGGGGUAUAGCAAGUUCUCCUCAUUGAUGACGGUGAUUCAGUUGUGUGUUAACGAUAUCCAAAUAAGUAAUCAUUUUUGACGCCAGUUGGAACUAUUAAUAAUUAGUAUUAUUAGCUUCGAUAUUUGCUAUUAGAAGAUCAAGUAUUGAGAUUUAUUUUUCCAAUCACGAGAUACUAAAAUGGUAAAAGGCUAGUAAAAAACGUUGUUACGCACUUUUAUUAGCGAUCACUAACGAAAUCAGCCUAAUUGUAUCGGGACUAUUUGUCAUCUUAGAAGUAGAAGUUCAGGAGUGCGAGCAAUCGUCCAACGCUCUUACCAAAGUGAUUGCAGCCAUGCACAAUGGUAUUGUUUUAUUUUUUGUAUAAACACAACGAUUUUUACUAAUGGCUGAUUCGGUCGGAGACAGGACACCAAACUCCAAUCUAUUCCCGCAUCGAAGUAAAUCCCGCAAACAUUUUCCGGAUCACUGAUAGUCGAUUCAGUUCAUGCCGGAUCAAUCACUCAUCUUCGUGAUGUACCCCAAUCGAUCCGGAGAUUUUUUUCACAAAUGAAAAUAUUUAAAUUUGUCAAUUGCGACAGUAUUAGUAAGAUAUUCACAGAGGAAGGGAGAGUUCAUCCAAAUAUUUCAGAAUCACAGGUGUCUAGCUCAGCGUAGAAAUCCAAUAGCACAGGAUUUCACCGUAUGCAUAGGAUGCACCUCACCUGGAAUGUAAACCAUCAGUAAGCAUAAACGCAAGACGAGAGCCGGCAGUAGAAAGUACUUCAUGAACAUAUAAUAUGGUGCUGCAAUAUCCACAUCUGCUCUAUCUACAGCAAAAGUCACUGAAUCUCUAAAAGACGACGGAUAUGUUGAGGAUUUUGUCUGUAGUGAAAAUGAUGUCGGCGAGAAUGAAAUGAAAUCCUUUGACUUGGAUGGUAACAAAGUGCUAGUGGUGAGACAAAAUGGGAAGCUUUCCGCAAUUGGAAACAAAUGCUCUCACUAUGGAGCAUUGUUGACUACAGGAGCGCUGGGCGAAGGAAGAAUUCGAUGUCCGUGGCAUGGUGCCUGUUUCAAUAUAGCAACUGGCGACAUCGAAGAUUUUCCGGGUCAGGACUCUUUACCGUGCUAUAAAGUUACAAUUGAAAAAGGGCAGGUUAAAGUAAAAGCAAAACGUUCUGAGCUGCAAUCGGGUAAACGAACUAGGCCAAUGGUAUCAAAACUAAGUGAGGAUAACCGCACCAUCAUAAUAAUCGGGGGAGGCCCAUCAGGUGCUAUAUGUGCAGAAUCUUUACGACAAGAAGGAUUUACCGGUCGGAUUGUGAUGAUCAACAAGGAACCAUGUCUGCCAUAUGAUCGGAUAUUAGUUAGCAAAACAAUGGAUUUUGAUUUGGAAAAAAAGCUGUUAAGAGAUGCAAAAUUUUAUGCCGAUUAUGAAAUUGAAACUAUUCUGGGUAUUGAGGUAACGUCACUAAACAGUUCUAGCCAGGAAGUGAAUUUGAGUAAUGGGUAUAAAAUCAAAUAUGAUAAAUUAUACAUAGCAACAGGAUCGAAGGCUCGAAAGGCUCCAGUUGAAGGAUCAGAUAUGCCUAAUGUGUGUGUUCUUCGAUCUAAUGAUGAUGCCAAGUAUGUGAAUGCUCAGUUGGCUCCUGAUAAAAAUGUCGUUGUUCUUGGCGUCAGUUUUAUCGGUCUCGAAGCAGCUGCUUAUUGUGUGAACAAAGUUUCUAAAGUGACUGUAAUCGGUCGAGGUACGACUCCAUUGAAGGAAUCAUUUGGUGACGAGGUAGGUGCUAGGAUCAUGGAUAUGUUCGUGGAAAAAGGAGUCAAAUUUGUCAUGAACUCCGGUAUUAAACGAUGCAUUGGUGAUGACAACAGCAACUUAACCUCCGUUGAAUUAAUCGAUGGUACUAUACUGAAGGCAGAUUUGUGUAUAAUGGGUGUGGGAUCAACACUAUACACUAGUUUUCUUGAGGGCUCAGGAUUAAAAAUUAACAAAAACGGAUCAAUAGAUACUAAUAUUUACCUAGAGACUAACGUGCCAGGAAUUUACGCCGGUGGAGAUAUUGCAAAUGCACCUGUCUAUUGCAACAACAACAACCCAGCUACAAUUGGGCACUAUCCUUUGGCUCAGUAUCAUGGAAAGAUAGCAGCUCUAAAUAUGGUUGGAAAACCCACGGAACUGAAAGCCGUCCCGUAUUUUUGGACAAUGCUUUUUGGCAAAGGCUUCAGAUACUCCGGAUAUGGAAGACCACAUGAAACCAUCAUCGAGGGAGACCUAAAGCAGCUUACCUUCAUCGCUUUCUAUCUGAAUGCUGACGAAAAAGUUAUCGGUAUGGCAUCAUGUGGACGAGAUCCAAUCGUAUCUCAAUUUGCUGAAUUUCUUUCACAAGGGCGAACUUUACAUAAAAGAGACUUGAGUCCGGAUCCACUUUUCUGGACUAAGUAAAUACGUAUAGCUUUCACUUUGCCGAUGGACUAUUCUGCCGCUAUAAACAUAACUGUCCCAUGAUCUAUGGUAUUCCCUAUAUAUGGGACAAUUACGCGUAGAGCGGUAGUAUUCUUUUGUUUUAAACAAACUACACUUUUUUUUAAUGUCAGAAUACGUAUUGUAAAUAAAAAUGCUUAUUUUCCAAA
Molecule: messenger RNA, 2973 nt
Organism: Topomyia yanbarensis
Lineage: Eukaryota; Metazoa; Arthropoda; Insecta; Diptera; Culicidae
Product: apoptosis-inducing factor 3-like
Exons: 3
Coding region: 1256-2785 (509 amino acids)
Cellular component (GO): cytoplasm
Molecular function (GO): 2 iron, 2 sulfur cluster binding; oxidoreductase activity, acting on NAD(P)H; flavin adenine dinucleotide binding
Source: RefSeq, a predicted model, not a curated record